This is a messenger RNA of Phyllopteryx taeniolatus (common seadragon), 2262 nucleotides long. Its product is annotated as lamina-associated polypeptide 2, isoforms beta/gamma-like. NCBI's taxonomy places the organism in Eukaryota, Metazoa, Chordata, Actinopteri, Syngnathiformes, Syngnathidae. The transcript has 11 exons. The record is from RefSeq and is a predicted model, not a curated record. Bases 881 to 2098 code for a protein of 405 amino acids.
UAUUUGUUCAUGAGGAGGGCUGAGGGAACGUCCGAAAGUUCGCAUUUGCAUCAAAUCGGUUCAUUUUGCAAACGCCCCCUGCUGGCCAAAACCUCGAUUGGCAUUGCAACGGCUUGUGGUGGCCUUUUUCGCUUUGACACUUGCAACAGUGUUUGUAAAAGUGAUCUAAAAACAGCAUCAUUGGAUUUUGUAGGGUUCACCGGUGUCAUUUGCGUACGAUGAUUGUGUUGAAAUCAACAAACGCAGUCGGACACGUGACGUUUGUCAUUCCCCCACGACCGAAUCGCAGCUCGAUCGAUACGCGCUUGAUUCAAAAAAAAAACUCCCGGAUUACUUGAGACUCUGCAAAAUUCGUCCCAUCACGAGUGCAAGCGAGAGCGCCGGACUCAAGACUCCAGGCUCUGUGUCUUCUUCCUGGAGAUCACAUUUCAAAAUGGGAUCGUGAAGCGCGGAAUGAUCAACGUGGAUACAAUUACCGCAUAGAUAAAGGCAAAUAACAUUUGGCCUUUUGGUUUGCCAUGGAGCAACUUUUGAGAUUCGGGACUUGCUCGGUGUCUUCGGCUUACAAUUUUUCGGCUUUGUGUUCUGAAGCGCCUCUUUCCGAAGUCUCGUGGAGAAGAACUCACUUCUCCCCGAGACCUCUGGAGCCCAAUUCUUCAUGAGAUUUGCCGAAGAACCUUUGUGAUAACCCAAACAAAUGAGACGAAACAACAAUCAUAGUUUCCAAAAAAGAAAUUAAAAAAUGUUGAACCCAAUGAAGGUUGCGGUUUUUGAACUUGGAAUGGAAAAAACAGUGAGGCAGGUUUAGGGCUUGAGCGACGUGGAGCGACGCGGUCGUCAUCGCGUGUCACAAAGCUUUCGGUGGACUUCUUUCAAGGCGAUGUCAUCGAACGGCUGUAAUCCAGGCGUUCCGAGUCCCCGGCCGCCGUCUCGAAGAACCGUCGUCGCUGCUCGGUUUACCGUAAGCCGGAUUAAGUCCCGUCCGUCCAUCUCGGCGGUCCGCCCGCCAUGCGGUCAUAAACGCUUGCACCGUGCUACUGUUUCGCAGGAGGAAAAGCCCGAAGAUGGAGAAAAAGCUAACCAGAAAAUGCCGCCCGAUGACGAGCUUAGGGCUGCCUUACUUGCGUACGGCGUCAAAGCGGGGCCAAUCGUGGGCUCCACCAGGGCCGUGUACGAGAGGAAGCUGAUGCGGCUCCGGGCCGCCGACGGAGCCCAGAGUCGAGCGGUCGCUUCCGAGGAUCGCGACGACGAGGGCGAUGAAGACGCCGAAUCGGGACCAGAACAGGAAGACGAAGAGUCGGACGAGCGCGGAAGCGGCCGGAACGGCCACGUUUACCAGCGGUGCUUUUUACCGUCAUCCAGAUUGCGCUUCGGAACUCGUGCCUCAAGACGCGCCGAACUUUGCCGCAAGCCGGCCGUGGAGAAAGUUUCUAAAUGGUCAACGCGGAGCGGGGGUGCUGUUCAGAUUCUCGAUGAGACGAGCGGAGCGUCCAUUGUAGAUCAACACUCAAAGGUCUCCUCUCGCUCAAUCCAAGAUUCACAAUGUUCCUCUGAGAAAUUCAGCAUCGCUGAAAUGGUUGAAAAGAUGGAGAAACAGAUGUCUCCCGCUGCCGACAGCCAGCGGAAUGAGCGCGACGGACGCGAGCCUCGGACUCAAUCCGACAGGGCGGACACGACGAGUGCAGCGGAUGAGCGGCAGUCGCGAUACUCGACUCCCAAAGAGUCCCUGUCCAACGUGGAAACAAAGGCCCCCACGAAAGAUGACUUGCCUUCUAACAUUCAACCUUCAUGCACGGUGUUCAACGCCACCUGUCGGAGGCCCAUCAAGGGUGCAGCAGGGAGGCCCGUUGUGUUGAAGGACCCGAAGCCUCCGGUCAGCCCCGCCACCCUGGAGAGAAGAGAAAUGGAGCGCCAAAUGGUGCCCGUCCAGCUCCAGGUCGCGGUGUUUGUCGUCAUCGCCCUCUUGCUCUUUGCCAUUGUUGAAAGCGAGCCACUGACUCCACUUUUGGCUCUGAUGAAUCAUUUCAUGCGAGGUUUCAUCGAUGAUGCGGACGGACGGACGGACGGACGGACGCCGACAUUCUCGGGACAUGAAUGAGUAAAUGAGUCGUCAUUUAUUUUACUUUUUGCUUUGAAUGUUAAACAUAAUCAGUCUGUUAAAUCUCAAAUUUGGAAAGUCUCCAGUUUCAUUUCAAUGUUUUGCACAUAUUUGAUUUUGUAGUAUUUUUGUAACUCGUGUUUCAAUAAAGGGAUAUUUUUCUA